Caenorhabditis remanei is the source of this 2037-nucleotide messenger RNA. RefSeq lists its product as uncharacterized. NCBI's taxonomy places the organism in Eukaryota, Metazoa, Nematoda, Chromadorea, Rhabditida, Rhabditidae. Gene Ontology annotation, cellular component: endoplasmic reticulum; membrane; Golgi apparatus. The record is from RefSeq and is a predicted model, not a curated record. Bases 1 to 2037 code for a protein of 678 amino acids. Gene Ontology annotation, biological process: negative regulation of apoptotic signaling pathway. The transcript has 7 exons.
AUGUCUUACAACCAGCAACCAUACAAUCCGGCCUACCAGAAUCCGUACCCGCAGCAGCAAUAUCAGGGACAGGGACCACCGCCGCCGGGAUUCAAUAUGGGCGGUCAACAGAAUCAGAGUAAUCAGGGCGGUGCCUACUUCGCUCCACCGCCACCAAUGCACGGUGGAAUGUUCAAUCAAAUGGAGAACGGACAGCAAGGAGGGGGCGGAGACAACCCGGACGGAAAAUAUUCGUUCCAAUUCUCGGAUAAAACGAUUCGCGCCGCGUUCGUUCGCAAAGUUUUCAGUUUGGUAUUCAUUAUGUUAUGCAUCGUCGCCGCCGUCACCGUCGUCCCAUGGGUUCACGAUCCGACGAUGAAGAUGGUGCGAAGAAAUACGGCACUCUAUUUGGGAUCAUAUGUCAUCUUCUUCGUGACCUACCUCUCAUUGGUCUGCUGUGAGGGUGUCCGCCGCAAGUUCCCAGCCAAUCUCAUCGUCACUGGAAUCUUUACACUCGCCACUUCCGUCAUGACGAUGGUCAUCUCGGCGCAUCACGACGCGAACGUCGUCUUGUUGGCUCUGGCGAUUUGUAUCGGAUGCACACUGUCGAUUAUCGCGUUCGCCUCGCAAACUAAAUUCGAUUUGACAGCUGAAAACCGCGACGCCUCUAGAGAAAACCGCGACGCCUCUAGUGGAAACCGCGACGCGUCUAGUGAAAACCGCGACGCCUCUGGUGAAAACCGCGACGCGUCUAGUGAAAACCGCAACGCGUCUAGCGAAAACCGCGACGCGUCUAGUGAAAACCGCGACGCCUCUUGUGGAAACCGCGACGCCUCUAGUAAAAACCGCGACGCCUCUAGUGAAAACCGCGACGCCUCUGGUGAAAACCGCGACGCCUCUGGUGAAAACUGCGACGCCUCUAGAGAAAACCGCAACGCGUCUAGCGAAAACCGCGACGCGUCUAGUGAAAACCGCGCCGCCUCUUGUGGAAACCGCGACGCCUCUAGUGAAAACCGCGACGCCUCUAGUAAAAACCGCGACGCCUCUUGUGGAAACCGCGACGCCUCUAGUAAAAACCGCGACGCGUCUAGCGAAAACCGCGACGCCUCUAGUAAAAACCGCGACGCGUCUAGCGAAAACCGCGACGCCUCUAGUAAAAACCGCGACGCCUAUUGUGGAAACCGCGACGCCUCUAGUAAAAACCGCGACGCCUCUAGUGAAAACCGCGACGCCUCUAGAGAAAACCGCAACGCGUCUAGUGAAAACCGCGACGCCUCUUGUGGAAACCGCGACGCCUCUAGUGAAAACCGCGACGCCUCUAGUAAAAACCGCGACGCCUCUUGUGGAAACCGCGACGCCUCUAGAGAAAACCGCGACGCGUCUAGUGAAAACCGCGACGCGUCUAGUGAAAACCGCGACGCCUCUAGUGAAAACCGCGACGCCUCUAGUGGAAACCGCGACGCCUCUAGCGGAAACCGCGACGCCUCUUGUGGAAACCGCGACGCGUCUAGCGAAAACCGCGACGCCUCUAGAGAAAACCGCGACUCUCCUAUUAGAAAUCGCGACGCCUCUAGUGGAAACCGCGACGCCUCUUGUGGAAACCGCGACGCGUCUAGCGAAAACCGCGACGCCUCUAGAGAAAACCGCGACUCUCCUAUUAGAAAUCGCGACGCGUCUAGUGAAAACCGCGACGCCUCUGGUGAAAACCGCGACGCGUCUAGCGAAGACCACGACGCGUCUGGUGAAAACCGCAACGCGUCUAGUGAAAGCCGCGACGCUCACAUGGGAUACAUCUUCAUCAUCUCAAUGUGCUUCAUGAUGUUCGGACUCGUCGUUGUCGUCUGUUCGAUGUUCUUCCGCAUCAAAUUCCUCAUAAUGAUCUACGCGUUGGGCGGUGCACUCAUCAUGAUGCUCUACCUCUUCCUCGAUAUUCAAAUGAUGAUGGGCGGGAAAAAGUACGAGAUUUCACCGGAAGACUACAUCUUCGCCGCCGUUCAAAUCUUCAUAGACAUCGUUCAGAUGUUCUGGUAUCUCCUCACUCUCUUCGGAUCCAGGUAG